UAGCCAGCUAGCCAGGCCAGACACAAACGGAUAGCCAGCUAGCCAGGCCAGACACCACACCUCCCUCCUCCUCCCUCUUCCCACGACGUAUGCCUCUUUCGUCGUCCCUCGUAGGGAACCCGGCCCACGGUCGCGUACCCCCCCUUGUCUGUGGAAUCUUGGCUCCAUCAAAUAAAGUCCCCAAUUAAAUAAAACCGCUCCGCAGACCACAAUGUUACAACCUUCCCUAUAUACCGCUGCGUCUCCUCCCGUCAAGGAUGAACCGAAGCUGGAGAGAGAGCCAGAAAAGGCCUUGGAGUCGGAGCAGCAGCAGCAGCAGCAGCUGACGCAGAGAAGGCUUUCCCCGCCACAGCAUCAAGUACUACAAGGUACACCGGAUGCGCAAAGACACGAGCUGAAGCAAGAAGAGCUGGAUCAAGCCGCGCUGCUGCAUCACUGCCAAGCUCACGCAUCGUUGGUUGGCAGACCUACACCAGCCGUCUCCGCCGCGGACACUGGCAGUAGCCGAGUCUCGUCGCCUGCAGAAGACCGCAAAGACUUGAAAGGUGCAGUGUCAACCGUGUCAGUGGUCUCGACCACCUCUACUUAUCCCUCGGGUGUAUCUGCCGCUGCAGACCACUCCAAUAUUCCUGAACGCAAAGCAGACUGCCGUGUGUCGCCACAUUCCGAGUCACAAGCUGCUUCAGCUGGGGAAGAACAGGCUGGGAUCGUCAAGGUUGAACCCAUCCGCCGCAGCAGUACGGCAUCCAACCCACCCAUCUCGCUCACCAACAGGACCGCAGGCGUCGCGUCCUCAGUCUCGCCGGAACCAAUGUCGAACGGACCUCCUCCGCCGGUUGGCCACCCCCGCCAGCAUGUCAGCUACCCCGAGCAGCACCAACCAACCUACUCGCAAGCUCCCAUGCCCUCGGGCCCCUAUGGUUACUCACCUAUAACGACUCAACCCCCGAUGGACCCUUAUCGAGCCGGACAACAACCGUUGCCUCCGAAUCACGCAAUGGCGUUGCCGAGCAUGAGGAGCCUCGCACCUUUGCAACACCAGCAGCAGCAACAACAACAACACCAUCAACAUCCACAACACGCCAUGUCAAUGACCCAUGCUCCGAUCCCUACGGCAUAUUAUGCGCAGCAUAUGAUGAACCCGUAUGGCAUGGGGCCGGAUCUGCGCUUUGCUUUGCCCUUGACAGAUCCGCGGAUACAAAUGAGCGGGGGUCGUAACAAAAAGGAGAUUAAGAGGCGAACAAAAACAGGCUGCUUGACCUGUAGGAAACGCAGAAUAAAGUGCGACGAGACGCAUCCGACCUGCAACAACUGUAAAAAAUCCAAGCGGGAAUGUGCCGGGUACGACCCGCUAUUUACCAACGUGACAACCCCGCCAGGGCCGUCAACCAUCCAACCAGCAUCCCUUCCUCCGCAAGCCACAACAGGUACAGGCCCUGUUCCGGGUUCAGCUCCAGGCUCGAUCACUGGCACAGCUCCUUCUACCGGCUCCCCCAGCUUGAGCCCUUAUAGCAACCAUCUGCCCGCGCCCGUGGUGCCCAGUAACUACGCGCCCGCACCGACGCCGCCACAAGGUCACCACUACGACCCCAACCCCUCGUCGGCCUCUUCCGCCUCGGCCCCUGUUGCAUUGUCGUCCUCGAAUAGCAUUGAUUACUCGGGCGGCAUUGACCCCGCUCUCGACACAGGUACGGCAUCUUCGGCCAUCCAUCAUCACCAGCACCACCAGCACCACCACCAGCACAGCCACAACAACCACCAUCAUCAACACAGCAGCAACACAAACCCAAACAAUAUGAGCCACCCUGGACACUACAGAGCCGGCAGCCCUGCGUUUUACAACUCGUGUCCGCCUCUUCGCUUGCCCUAAUUUGCAGUUGUUGUCUCUGUUGCCGCGUUGUUUCGUUUUGUUGUUUGCUGCUGCUGCUGCUGCUGCUCGCAUUUCUACUGCUCUUACUGCCGUCAUUCUUUUUCCCCGUUACCUGCGUCAUGUCGGAAGCCGAACCCGAGGGGGCAGCAUUGACUCACACUAGUACCCAGGCAAAGGUUAUGAAGGUCGAUGAGCUCUGCGCCCUUGCAGGGCCCCCGCCGCCACCUCCUCAGAAUCCGGCAGGAAGAGAAACUCUUGACGAGAUUCUCAAGAUCUACUACGAGAUUUACGUGCCUGGCCUUGCGUCUUUUUUCGAGACGCACUGGUACAACUUCAAGCCGGAGGGUACGAACCCAAGUACCAUCCUGACAAAGAACUCAAAUGCGGUAAACCUUCUUGCAAGCUUCCUGGAUGCUCUUAACCAGACCAAGAAGAACACGGAUGCGACACAGGUGGCUGCAGCAGGCGCCAUAGAGACCCGCGUGGUUUGGGGGCUCGCCACUCUCGCAUAUACCAUACCUGCGGCAACUAAUCCCGCGGGCGAUGAUCCUCUCCCUCAGGACAACGGCGCUGAGGUGCGCAACCGGCUGCACGUGUUUGAGACGCUUCUUUCUGGCACCUACCUCAACAUCAACCCUUGCGUUCCACCGCCGCGCAAGGGCGACCCUCACAGGAUCAGGGAGUUUGAAUUUUGGUAUUAUCUGGCCGAGUCCCUGCGGGUCGGUGAGGCACCCAGCGUAGUGCAACAGCGCGACGCCGCCAUAUCGCGCAUCCGGAACCUGUUGGACGGCCGCGAGAAUCGGGACGUGUGCUAUUCUAUACGUGUCCUCCGUGAGUUGGCGCCCAAGUUUCCCCCUGGGUUCGAGAGCUCGCUGCCGCAGCAUCUCGACGAGGGUGACCAGCGUAACAGGCUCGCUGUGGCGGCGCAGUUCAUCAAAGAUGAAGCGCGGACCUCGGGAGGUACCACAAACGUUGUCAGGCGGCUCGCGGAGCUGGCCAUAAAGGCGUUUAUCGCUCCUGGGGUUAACAUUGUCCGCAGGCCAUCGUGAACUGGGGUCAUUCCGGACAGAAGAGAGAGAAAGAAAAGAAGAAAAAAUCAAUCUUAUUAUUACUUGCACACCGUUUCUCCUCAUCAACAAACCGGCCAACAUCAUCAUAAUCCAUCACCUUCGGCAUCAUGAUUACAUUUGCAUCAUCCUUAAAGCAUCUGCCUGAAUCACACUUAGUUCAUUAAUCGCAUCCUACCCUCCCAAUCAACGCUUUAUGACCUUUUGUUUUUCAUUCAAAUUGGCUUUGCAUCUUUUUGCAAUAUGCUAUAUACCUAUUUGUUUAUAUACCAAUGUAUAAAAAGUUUCUUAUAUUCUCAUUACAUUUUGUUUGGUCUAUUUUUUUUCCUUUUCUUUUUUUCUCUUCUCUUUAAAUAUUCAUACCAAAAAUAGCUGGGCUUCGGCGAAUGCUAAGAGGGGUGCGCGUAUGGCGCUGUAAGAUAUGUGCUGGAGCAAGAAAAGAAAUCAAUAAUUCUGCCAUCAUAACUGCUCCGCACCUCUUUUCCAAACAAAUAUUUCUGGCAAGACUGCUCAUGGACACAUACUCGUGAGACAAAAUCUUCGUCAAUCAUCAACACCCACUAGUUGGGCUCAUUCCAGCAACUACUAAAGGAACAUCUGGAAUCCUAGUACUAGAUAGUCUAGGUGCGUGUGUACUCUUGGCCCCUAUCUAAUGUCAAGAAUGUUAGUCUCUGACGGAGACAUGUCUUGUAAGGUUUUGCCUAGACCAAGACGACGUGUUGUGCAGCUGCUUUUCUCUGCACAGCCCGGUAACUUGCAUGUUUCGGCAACGAGCAAAAGCUUCAAGACUCCAAGGAGGGCAAGAUCGAGGCACAUCGCUUUACCGAUGCUUCCAGUCGCAGAGUUAGACCUUCUUGGCACUGCCUGGCUUGAACUAACUGACUUUAUACAUCUUCC
Molecule: messenger RNA, 3834 nt
Organism: Pyricularia oryzae 70-15
Lineage: Eukaryota; Fungi; Ascomycota; Sordariomycetes; Magnaporthales; Pyriculariaceae
Exons: 3
Coding region: 212-1870 (552 amino acids)
Biological process (GO): regulation of DNA-templated transcription
Molecular function (GO): DNA-binding transcription factor activity, RNA polymerase II-specific; zinc ion binding
Source: RefSeq, a predicted model, not a curated record